Messenger RNA from Aspergillus candidus, 1546 nucleotides. RefSeq names its product putative lectin family integral membrane protein. Gene Ontology annotation, biological process: Golgi organization; endoplasmic reticulum organization; endoplasmic reticulum to Golgi vesicle-mediated transport. The transcript is spliced from 7 exons. Bases 84 to 1364 code for a protein of 426 amino acids. The record is from RefSeq and is a predicted model, not a curated record. NCBI's taxonomy places the organism in Eukaryota, Fungi, Ascomycota, Eurotiomycetes, Eurotiales, Aspergillaceae. Gene Ontology annotation, molecular function: D-mannose binding. Gene Ontology annotation, cellular component: COPII-coated ER to Golgi transport vesicle; endoplasmic reticulum membrane; Golgi membrane.
AUCUAUCCACGACCCAUAUCUAACCAAGAUCCAUAUCUAUACAACAUAUCUAUCCAACGAGACACGAUACUACAUACCGCACAAUGAAGAUUCCCGCUUUGUUAUUCUCGGCCGCAGUGGCUACUGCGCAGUCGGUGAUUGAAUCCUCCAGCUUUGGCCAUGGUCAAACUUUAUCCCCCGACGGCAAUUCCAUCCCGGGAUGGCAAGUGGGCGGAGAGGGUCACGCUCCCCAAAUUCUUUCAAACAAGCUUAUUUUAACACCCCCGUACCCGGGCAACACAAGAGGAUAUGCCUGGGCACAGACUCCCAUCUCUCAACCGGAGUGGACGGCAGAAUUCCAAUUCCGGGCGUCCGGGAUGGAAAGAGGUGGUGGUAACCUCCAGUUGUGGUACGCGAAGGAUGGUCAGCAGAAGAUUGGGUCGUCCAGCAUCUACACAGUGGGGCCGUUCGACGGGUUUGCGCUGGUGGUUGAUACACACGGUGGACGAGGUGGCAGCGUUCGCGGGUUCUUGAACGACGGGUCGACGGACUACAAGAGCCACCGAAGCGUGGACAGCCUGGCUUUUGGACAUUGCGACUACUCGUACCGCAACCUGGGCCGUCCGUCCGUGGUGCGCCUCAAGCAUACGCGUUCCAUCUUUGAAGUGACGGUUGAUGACAAGCUGUGCUUCUCCACCGACAAGAUCAUCCUGCCCUUUGGCAACACCUUUGGCAUAACCGCCGCCACCCCCGAGAACCCCGACUCGUUUGAGAUCUUCAAAUUCGUCCCUCAAACCGUCCAGGUCGGCACAGGCGGCUCGUCUUCCAACCAGCAGCAGCAGCAGCAGCAGCAACAACAACAGCAGCAGCCCGUCGCAGCCCAGGCCCAGGCCCAAGGACAAGGCACCGCUCAACAACCUCGCGGGGAUACUUCCGGCUCCAACGUCGAACAGCAAUUCGUCGACCUCGGCGCCCGCCUACAGCUCAUCAACCACGCAACCAACAACGUCCUUCGCGAGCUCAACAACCAAAACUCCAAGAACGACCAGCGCCAAGCCGACCUCCUCCAAAAGGUCGCCAGCAAGGACCAGUUCGCCGCCCUAGACGCCCGAGUCCAGCGCAUCGAGCAACUCCUCCAGGGCGUCAUCCGCGAUCUGGAAGGCAAGAAUUAUCACGAGCGAUUCGCACAGCUCCAGGAUACGCUGCGGUCGUCGCAUUUGAGUCUGACUGAGAGCUUCAAGGAUACUCUUAUGAGUGUUGUCACCGCGUCCGCCCCCCGCAUGGGCUUCUUCAUCUUCGUCAUCGUCGGCGCCCAGGCCGUCCUAGCCGUGUCGUACAUUGUUUACAAGCGUCGUCGCGCGAGCAUGCCCAAGAAGUUUCUUUAGUUAUCACCAACCAAUCGUAUCAUACAUACCUAUCUCAUCCCAUACCUCGAGAAACUUAACCUUGAUCUACCACCUCACCUCUCCAUACCUCCAUACCUCACAUCACCAACCCAUUCUCUAUCAGCAUGGAUAAAGGAGGCAAGCGAGACAUACCACCUACCUGCCUAACCUAGUCUUGGAAA